Molecule: messenger RNA, 1758 nt
Organism: Grammomys surdaster
Lineage: Eukaryota; Metazoa; Chordata; Mammalia; Rodentia; Muridae
Product: vomeronasal type-2 receptor 116-like
Exons: 7
Coding region: 1-1758 (585 amino acids)
Biological process (GO): G protein-coupled receptor signaling pathway
Cellular component (GO): membrane
Molecular function (GO): G protein-coupled receptor activity
Source: RefSeq, a predicted model, not a curated record
AUGAUGCUCCUUCUGACUUUUGUGUUUCUGCUUCUGCAGUACUCCAGUUAUGUCUACUCCUUUGACCGCUCUUACUGUGCUACAAAGACAAAAACCAGUGUAUACAAGGAUGGAGAAAUGGUGAUUGCUGCAUUUUUACCUCUUUUUACUAUUGUCAUAGAUUCUCCGGCUGAUGAUCCAAGCAAUGAGAAUUUCUAUAUUCAGUUAAAUUUGAAAAACUACCAGAUUGUUCUGGCAAUGGUUUAUGCAAUUGAGGAAAUCAACAGGAACCCCCAUAUUUUACCCAAUGUGUCUCUGGGAUAUGAUAUUUAUAAUGUCCUAUUCAAUGAAUGGUGGACAUUAGACAGAUGCAUCACAUGGCUGUCUGGGCUGAAGGAGUAUGUGCCUAAUUACACGUGCAGAAGAGCUGAUGUUUUCAGCCUGGCAGGUCACACUUCUUAUUUUGGAUCUCUAAGGGUACAAAAUAAACUACUUGUAACUGAUAAAGGGCUGCACCCUUUUCUGAAGAACAUGCAGUUUUUUAAUCCUGCUGGAGAACAAGUGAAUUUGGAUGGAAAAAUGAAAUUGAAUGCAGAGUAUGACAUUCUCAACUUCUGGAACUUUCCAGAAGGUCUUCAACUUAAGGUUAAAGUUGGACAAUUUUCCCCAUAUGGUCCACUUGGUCAACAAUUAUCUGUAUCUGAGGACAAGAUAGAAUGGGCCACUGGAAUUACAGAGACUCCCCACUCUGUAUGCAGUGAAAGUUGUGGUCCUGGAUUCAGAAAAUCUGUCCUGGAAGGAAAAGUGGCCUGUUGUUUUGACUGCAUCCCAUGCCCAGAGAAUGAAAUUUCCAACGAGACAGAUGUGGAUCAAUGUAUGCCGUGUCUAGACCAUCAAUAUGCGAACAAAGCACAAGACCACUGCCUCCAAAAAUCUAUGACCUUCCUGGAUUAUGAAGAUCCCAUGGGGAUAGGUCUGUCCUGCAUAGCCUUGUGCUUCUCUGCACUGUCAUCUCUAGUUCUUGGCAUCUUUCUGAAGCAGAAAAACACUCCCAUUGUGAAGGCAAAUAACCGCACUCUCAGCUACAUCCUGCUUGUAGCCCUUAACUUCUGUUUUCUCUGCUCUUUUCUCUUCAUUGGCCAUCCCAACACAGCCACUUGCAUCUUACAGCAGACCACAUUUGGAGUGGUGUUCACUGUGGCUGUUUCCACUGUCUUGGCCAAAACUAUUACUGUGGUUCUGGCCUUCAAGGUCACAGCUCCAGGAAGAAGAAUCAGGUGGUUGUUGGUAACACGGGCACCUAACUUCAUUGUUCCCAUCUGCACCUUGAUCCAAAUUAUCUUGUGUGGAGUCUGGUUGGGAAACUCUCCUCCCUUCAUUGACACAGACACACACUCUGAACAUGAACACAUUAUCAUCAUGUGCAACAAGGGUUCAGUCACUGCCUUCUACUGUGUGCUGGGAUAUCUGGGGGCUCUGGCCCUGGGAAGCUUCACCAUGGCUUUCUUGGCCAGGAACCUACCUGACACUUUCAAUGAAGCCAAGUUCCUGACAUUCAGCAUGCUGGUGUUCUGCAGUGUCUGGAUCACCUUCCUCCCUGUCUACCACAGUACCAAGGGAAAGGUCAUGGUGGCUGUGGAGGUCUUCUCCAUCUUGGUCUCCAGUGCAGGACUUCUAGGCUGUAUCUUUGCUCCCAAGUGCUACAUCAUUUUGUUAAGACCACAAAGGAACUCUAUUCAGGGUCACAGGGACAAAAUACAUUAUAGUUAUAAGACUUAA